Messenger RNA from Vicia villosa (hairy vetch), 408 nucleotides. RefSeq names its product auxin-responsive protein SAUR68-like. Bases 1 to 408 code for a protein of 135 amino acids. The record is from RefSeq and is a predicted model, not a curated record. Lineage: Eukaryota; Viridiplantae; Streptophyta; Magnoliopsida; Fabales; Fabaceae. The transcript has a single exon. Gene Ontology annotation, biological process: response to auxin.
AUGGCGAAAAAGUGGCAGAAAAUGGCAGUGCGAAGACGCAAGAGGAUCUCGUACCUAAGAAAUGAAGUGGAUUUGAAAUCUUCAGCGGUAAAUAAGGGCCACUUUGUUGUUUACAGCAUUGAUCGUAAGCGAUUCGUGGUUCCUCUAGAGUAUCUUAGCACGAACGUGUUCAGAGAACUCUUUAAAUGGUCCGAAGAAGUGUUUGGGUUGCCGGGGAAUAGACCUAUCAUGUUGCCGUGUGAUAGUGUUUUCUUGAACUAUGCAAUCUCGUUAGUUCAAGAACGGAUUCCUGAAGAUGUGGAGAAAGCUUUGAUCACUUUCAUGUAUGCUUGUCACAACAAGGCAUCCUCUAAUUCCUGUCAUGAUCUUAGGCAAAAAAGUGAACAGAUAAUUAUCUAUGGGUUUUGA